This is a messenger RNA of Nematostella vectensis (starlet sea anemone), 5396 nucleotides long. RefSeq names its product serine/arginine repetitive matrix protein 2. Gene Ontology annotation, biological process: protein deubiquitination. The coding region runs from base 328 to 4086 and encodes 1252 amino acids. The record is from RefSeq and is a predicted model, not a curated record. NCBI's taxonomy places the organism in Eukaryota, Metazoa, Cnidaria, Anthozoa, Actiniaria, Edwardsiidae. Gene Ontology annotation, molecular function: cysteine-type deubiquitinase activity. The transcript has 16 exons.
CAUCGUAGCAAAAUGGCGACCGGGUAAGAACAAAUAUUCGACUACACUGAGAUUCGACGUUCCACACUGACUCGACAAAAGAUUUCACGGGAUUUUAAAAGAGCUCGUGGACUGAUAAGAUGCUAGAAGAUGUUGUGGUCAAAUUUCUGCUGCGAAUAAUGCAGUUUUUGGUGUAAAUUCGUCGCAUUUCAAGAGUUGUACUGGAGUUCAGAGCGAGUUCUCCAUAAGGAUACCGUGUGUGAAAAAGUUUGCGAAUCACAGCGGACGAGUUUCCUACGAUUCAUAUUACCCUGAAUUAGAAGAAUAGCUAUCUAUUUUGGCCCGAGGAUGGCUACUCUUGGCCGUGAUGAACGAUUGGGAAGAACCAUGUCUGUUAUCCAAAAUAAAGGUCUCCUGAACAACCCGGGGGAAAACAAUUGCUUCUUAAAUUCUGCAGUUCAGGUGUUUUGGCACCUUGACGUUUUCCGGCGUAGUUUCCGCGAGAUCAAGGGGCACUAUUGCAUGGGCAAGUCUUGCAUAUUCUGUGCUCUUCAGUACUUAUUUAAAGAGUUCCAGUACAGCAGUAACGAUGCCUUGCCCCCAGACGCCUUGAGGUUUGCUCUUGCUGGAACUUUCAGGGAUCAAAGGAAGUUCCAGCUUGGAGACAUGGAUGAUGCUGCCGAAUGCUUUGAAAAUAUUUUGUCCCGGAUGCAUUUUCACCUGGCCAUGAAUGAACAUGAUGAUGGCUGUAAUGCCAAACACUGCAUUUCCCAUCAGAAGUUUGCCAUGCAGAUGAUUGAACAGACCAUCUGUCCAUGUGGCGAGAGAUCAGAGCCAUUCCCAUUCUUUGAGCUUGUUCGAUAUGUUUCCGCAUCUGCUCUAUGUUCUCAAGCAAAGGCUUUGGAGAAGCGAGGAGAGAAAUACGACCCUUCGAGGCAUUUUGGCAACUUACUGCGUAGGACUGGGGAAGACACCAGGGAAUGUCCCAGCCCUGAAUGCGAUGAGAGAAUACAAGUGCAGAGAUUGCUCUUUAACUGCCCCGAUAUUGUGAGUAUUGGACUUAUCUGGGACUCGGAAUCACCGGACGUGGAACACAUCAGCGACGUAUUGAACGUGAUCGGAACGACCCUGAGACUGCAAUACCUGUUCAAUCAAGUGUGUGAUGACCGGGCCGCGCACGCCACGCUACGCCUUGUGGGUAUCGUCACGUACUACGGCAAGCAUUACUCGACCUUCUUCUUCCACAGCAAGCUCAAGACAUGGAUCUACUUCGACGAUGCGCGAGUCAAAGAGAUCGGUCCUGAUUGGUCCGUGAUCCGUGACAAGUGUCGAAGCUGCCACUACCAACCACUCCUCCUCCUCUACGCCAAUCCAGACGGCACGCCUGUCAACAUUGACUCCGCCCCUACGGAGAAAAUCAACGUUAACGGCGCCACCUUGCGCACCCCCACCUCCAAGCGACUCAGCUUUGAGGGGCGUCACGAUGUGGAGCGGUCAAGGCAUCGCAAGUCCUCUCAGUCACCUUCCGGGGUAUUCGACAUUAGCACGAUUGAAGACACGGACACGCUUCGAUCACACAGCAGCACUCUAACGAACAGUCGUUCACGCGGCGGCUCAGACGACACCCUCAAGGCGCAUGAUAGUCCGAUAACGCGCGCUGAGCGUUACGAGUAUUUCACGGAAGAGGAUAACACGCUGAAAGCUCACGGUCACGCGGAGAGUGAUCACGCGAGAAGUGAGCACGCAAGGAAUGGUCACACCAGAAACGAGAACGCAAAAGACUGUCACGCAAGAAGUGAACACACGAAAAAUGAUCACGCGAAAAAUGAACACGCAGAAACUGAUCACGCGAGAAGUGAACACGCGAGAAAUAAACACGCUAACGGAAGCAAUAGCGAACCGGAAAACACGCUAAAACCACAGGACAGCGGUAAAAAGAGACAAGCCUUAAAGCUAAGCAGUCGGUUUCGUGUGAGCACAAGGCGGAGUAAAUCGGUGGAUGCACUAGACGAGGGUUCUUCUAAAAAUGCGUUGCAUCGGACAUCGAGUAGCGGAAGUGACGUCACAGACAAACAUAAACGCCGGAAGUUGGGAAGUACGGGGUCGGCUAAGGAGAAGCCAAAAAAGACUGGACUUCGUAGAAUCGGGAGCGCGAUCUUCAACGCGAUGAGGCCGACUGUGGCAAUCGGUGUGAAGGCGCCGCUGAAGGCUAAAGGGUCGAUUAAGGAUCGGAGACCUUCCGAUUGUUCUACGGAAAUGAAUGGAAACUUGGAAUUGAUAGACACAAGACCGGAGCAGCGGCUGACCAGCAAGGAGGAGAUCCUCAGGUUGUACGACUCCAAAUCUGAUGACUAUCUACGCUCCCCGAGCCACGACAGCGGCAUAGGGUCCGCCGCCGGCUCCGUCAGCUUUACCGAUACAAACCAUGGUGGCAGCGACGAGGAUCUGAUCGAUUACAGUCUGACCUUACAAGCCAUGAGACACCCCGUGAUGAACGGUCGCCCUACAAAUCGGAACGCUCAAAGCCGUUACCGAGAGGAGUGCGAAGUCUUGUUCGCUGAGGCCGAGAGCCUCAUGAUGGAGUCUCGUAAUGCCGAGAACGCCUCUAAGUACCAAGACGCUACUAACCACUGCUCCGAUGCUUCAGUUCUGUUUAGUAAGGCGGCCGACCUUCCCGGCAUCUCCACGAACAACAUCAUGUACGCGAACAAGAAGAGAGAUGUUUGCCACGAAAGGAUCCAGCAACUAAGACGAAAACUCGAGGAACACUCCUCCGAGUUCGCACGACUAGAAGAAGAAGAGUUUCUUCGACAGCAAAGAAUCCGAGACGACAUGAUCUUGCGCCAACAGCAGCAAAAUCUACAACACCACCGUGUCUUACCGCGGAAUAUCCCUUCGCAAAAGGACGCGUACUCCGUCACGUCUGAAAACCUUAAUCACAGCCCUGGCCGACAUCAUGGCGAAUACUACAAUGCAAACGGUACAAUGACGCCUACGCUCCCUCAAAAGCCAACGAGGUCGUCAAGUAAUCAUUUUGUGUCUAGGGUACGCGAAUCAAAUACCCGAGAUGGAUCAUGCUCUCAGAAGAUCAAGCCAGACUCGCUUUGCUACAGUCCUUCACAUUACGAGCACGAUGAAGUCUCCGCGAAAAUGCAAGGCCUGAGUAUAAGGCAACAGCCGGUAGCGAAUAGAGAUAGGGGUGUUGCAAGCGACUCGCGCCUAGAUGCCAGCGAGUUGCGUCGUGUUGCGCCCGAGUUGUACAAUAUGGCACGCGAUGCACAACGAUCGAACGAUUUACAACGCUCGCCGGAAGGGCACAGGUAUUCUCAGAGAUCUCCGAUACGAGAAACAGAAGCGCAACGAUCCCCGGUGUCACAGCGAUCCCCAGUAUCACAAAAUUCCCCGGUACCCCAGCGGUCUCCAACAUCUAAACACUCUCCUCUGUCGCAGCGUCAUUCGUACGGCUCCCAGUACUCAAAUCAAGAUGUCAGCCCAUCUGAUAGCAGACACUCCGCUGAUGCUUCAAGAGACAAGGAGGAGUUUACAAGACCACGCCCUCCAGAGAGAAAAGUCUCAUCUGCAUCAAUUACUCUUAAAUACCGUCAGUCGAACGACACCAGCAAAUACAAUGAAGAGCCAAGAAGGCAGUCUAGAGUCAUGUAUGCAGGAACAGCUAACGGGACAGCCUCAAGACAGGAUCAUGGGGCUCGACCACGCCCCUAUGAGAUGGACACGUCUUCAUCCUCCUCAUCUUCAGGGCGCCUAUCCAGCAGUGUCACAUCUGAGCACCGCCCUCCAGCCUACCGCCCCUCCCCACCUUCCUAUCUAGCAGUACAGAAGUCCCGAGAGGGGCUACGGAGUCUGUCAGCCGGCCCCAAUCAAACGUCCUGGUACUCGGACACCUCCUCUACCAGGUCGGAUGGUCACCCGCGUAGCGAGCCUGACCCUAAGGACUUGCAUGCCAUGUCGGCAAGAAUCAUUGCUGAUAAGCCAGUGUGUGUUCGAUGCCAGAGAGUGCAAGUGGAGAGACACCAGAAAAUGUGUGCUGGAUGUGAAGGAGAGCUACGCAGGAGGCACUCACAUGAUCGCAGUGCCAUCUACUACUAGACCGCCAAAAACAGGGUCUCCAAGGGUUGCACUGCCAUUAUUUCUAGGCCAGCUCUAUGACACAUCACAAUACAGGGACCUUAAAGGGUCCCAGGUUUUGGGAACCACCUUAUUUUACCUGGCAUAUAAAAGACAGGAGACGUGUAAAGUGGAAUCGCCUUUUUUCACAAUCAGCAACACCUUCUUUACAAGUAAACAUCCCUAGUGCAAACAGACAAUGUCAAAUGACAAUUCUUCAACCAAAAAGUACUUAGGGGUAAAUAAAUAACUUCAGAAUUAUGAUGGCUUUACCUUGAUAAUUGUAUGAAUUGUUCCUUUUUUGCGAUUGUCAGAUAUAUUUUGAGAUCCAUGGUUUCUUUUUGGUUGUAGAACUGCCGUUUUAGUAGUUUUAUGUGGACAGGGGACUUGUAAAAGUGGAACCCUCUCAUCUUCCUUCAAAAACGUCCUGGGUGCGGUCCAAGACCUGCUAAAACUCAGGGAAAUACUUAUCAAAGUAUUUAACCAUUGCAAAGUCUAAAUGACACAUCCUGCUCUCUUUUUAUUUCACUCCUGGGGGAUCAUUAUUAUCAGCAAGAGUUUUCUAGUGAUACUUUUGGUAGCUGUGUGCAUUUUUCAAGUCUAACAAGCAAGUUUAACUUGUAUUCAUUCCUCACAUUUCCUUGUAAAUACAAUUUAAAUUUUCAAAAACUCAUGACCCCUUAUCCCCCCUCUGUAUUUUCCUGUACAAAUUUGUGUAUAUAAACAUUUUAGAGGGGUCAUUAUAUUCUGUAUUCCGCAGAAAAAUGUGAGAGUAAGUGAGAAAACCUUUUAUUUAAGGCAUGGCAACAAUAUUGUUAUUAACAAACACAUAGUGUAUCUCAAAUGACUACUUCUAAAGCCAGUCAUAUUAUUGACAAAGAAUUGUAAUUUAUGCAUCUGUCCAGGUGUGUAGUUUCCUGUAAGUCGUUCUAAGCAAAUACUUGAAUUGUGAGAGGAACAAUGUACAGGAGCAUUUUUCCCAGACAUUCUGACUGGGCUUCCAGUCCCUGCAUUUCCUCAGAGGUCACCUCUUAGCACAGGAAACCUUUAUUCUGAGAGUAGUUUUACAACAACUCAAAUUUCUUCAGCUUAAACAUCUUCUCCCCUCCAUCUGACUUUACCCCUUAUGACCCAUCCCCCCUCUUCUAGAUAUAUUUUAAUUGACAAACAAUACAAUCAAUAUUAGCAAAAAAAUAUUUCAGAGUCAGAAUUGAGGGUAGCUAGUUGAGUAUAGAGGAUACCACAUUUGUGUAAAUUUUAGUAAAAAAUAUUUUUAAGGAACAAAUAUAAAA